AUGCGCUUCCUCCCCAGUAUCUCCCUUCUUACCCUCGCGGCGACGGGGUUAGCAACGCCUGUUGCUCAAGAGCAAGACGCGCCCAGGCGCCGCGCUCCCUUGGCCUCACUUGAUCUGCCCGUUCCUGGCCUAGGAGGUGCCAGUGCUGCGUCAAUUCUUAAGAACGUCAAGCGCGAAGCAAAACCCCAAGAUCUUACCGGCUGGACUGGUGCACCCCGCAGCGAGAAGCCCAGCAGCAAGCGCGACGUGGUCAAUUUCGACCACGAUGGUUGGCCAUUCGGGCCGUAUGGGCUUGAUGGUCUCCCGGAUGAGGAGGGUCGUAAGACGAAGCGCGAUGAUGUCGAACAACGUGACGAUGUCGAGGAGCGUGACGAGAUUGAGGAGCGCGGCCAGACCUGUCUGACCAAGAAGUCUGCAGAUGAUUUGGUCAACAAGUACGCCGCCAUCAUUGGUGGCUGGAAGCCAGAGUAUGCGGACUGGCUCGCGAAGAGCUUCUAUGACCGGUCCGACAGCAUCAAUACUCUUGCUGGUAUCCCUCUUGGCAGUUAUACUUUCCCUAACAAGACAGCGUUCGUUGGAUACCAGACCUACACUCCGGAUAACCUCCCGCUCUAUAUCACUCACAGGUUCGGCCCAUUCAACUGCACGAACACGGGCCUGAUCUGGUACGCUGAGAACGGACCGAAGCCGGAGCCCAAGCCUGUGCGCGGUAUCGCCAUCCUCGGUGGUUACAAGAACCGGACGAUCGACCAGUGGCAGCUGAAGAGCAUCGAGGUCGAGUUCAACAACAUCAUUUACCUAGAGAACAUCUAUGGCACCUGGGCUCGCCCGAACACCACUGCUUGA
Molecule: messenger RNA, 846 nt
Organism: Thermochaetoides thermophila DSM 1495
Lineage: Eukaryota; Fungi; Ascomycota; Sordariomycetes; Sordariales; Chaetomiaceae
Exons: 3
Coding region: 1-846 (281 amino acids)
Source: RefSeq, a predicted model, not a curated record